This is a messenger RNA of Harmonia axyridis, 607 nucleotides long. RefSeq lists its product as uncharacterized. Bases 40 to 468 code for a protein of 142 amino acids. The transcript has 2 exons. The record is from RefSeq and is a predicted model, not a curated record. Lineage: Eukaryota; Metazoa; Arthropoda; Insecta; Coleoptera; Coccinellidae.
UUGUCAACCAAAGUUCAAACACAUUUUCUUGUUCAAAAUAUGUUUCAUCAAGAGGAAACGUCUGUUAAUCGAGAAAAAACUUAUACUAUUUACUGGAAAUUAGGCCUCAGAGGUUUCCAAUUAGUCUUGAAUCUCCUGCUCCUAACUUUCCUGGAAGACCAUCUGGACAACAUGCACCUCUUGAGCUUCGCCGUCUACUCACUAGCAGUUUUAGCUUCCUUAGGGAACUCCGUAAUGAUUUUCUUGUUCCUUCUUCUGCGAUUCGCACGCAAGAUCGACGUGUUCGUAGAAGGUAUCUGGCUCUUUUGUGGAUCCGUUUUUCAUCUUAUUUUUGGUGGAUUGGUUAUGAGCAUUGGCCUGAUCCACGAAUUGCAAUCUGGGUGCAAGAUAGCAGGAGAGUUGAGCCUCCUGGUGGGUUUGACAAUGCUGAUAGAGCCAGUGUCGAUCAUUUUGAAGAGGAGAUUCUGAGCGUUGGAAAUAUACAAUGUGGUUUUGGAUAAUUUUAAGUUGUUGAAUGUAUGCUGAAGUAGUCGUAUCAAAUUGUCAAACUAAACUUUUACUAUUAGAUGUCAUACACAUUAAAAUUAUAAUAUAAAUACACUCAGAC